CUUUGUAUUUAUCCACUCACAUCUGUGACGAAAAUGCUAAUGGGGGAUGUUUGGCUAUGCGGGGGAAAUAACGUUGCUUCGCUAGCUAGGACACUGUGCUAGAAAAGCUAAUCUAACCCCAUUCUGCGAAUCAACCUCGAGACAAGUCGGGAUAAGACCAGUCUCAGGGCUCACCAUACUCGAUGAGCGGACAGCGCAAUGUCAGAGCGCUCUGGGCAAACUGCAAAGGGGAAGGAAGGCAAAACCAAGUAUGCGUCUCUCAACCUGUUUGAUACGUACAAAGGAAAGAGCCUUGAAACACAAAAGCCUAUUGUUCCCCCCCGCCAUGGCUUGCAGUCUCUCGGUAAAGUUGCCUCUGCCCGGCGUAUGCCACCCCCUGCCAAUUUGCCAAGUCUGAAGGCAGAGAAUAAAGGCAACGAUCCCAACGUCUCACUCGUUCCCAAAGACGGCACAGGAUGGGCAAGCAAACAGGAACAAGCGGACCCAAAGAGUACCGAUGCAUCGUCAGCACCGCAGCAGGAACCGCAGCAGCCUGUGGCUUCACAGACGCCUGCACCGACCCGCCCGAGAACCCCGCCAGCUUCAGAGGUGCCAACAGUCACAGCUAUGGCCCCAGCUCCAACCCAGGCCGUAGGGGCAAGGUCCUGGGCACAGGCCAGUGUUACACAUGGAGUACAAGGGGAUGGUGGAAAGGGAUCAAACCUACCGUCGCCAUUCUCUCGCGAGGAAUUUCCCACCCUGCAGGCGGCUGGCGACCAGGACAAAGCUGGCAGAGAACAGGGCACUGCAGAUCAGUGGUAUGGGCCCGGACCAAGCCUCCGCCCCCAGAACGUUACAAGCUGGCGGGACGGUGGGGGCCGAGGCAUGGCACCCACCCUCUCCGGGGAGGGGGCAGCAGAGGGUGGCAGCGGUGGGGCUUUGCUGAUGGACGGGGCAGCCGGGAUCCCGCUUCAGAACUCGCAGUCCCACGUGCCACCUAGGAACCCUCCCGCAGGCAGCCCCGCCUUGCCCCUGCCUCAGCCUCCUGUGGGGCCUGGGUUUCCUCAAUUCCGAGGGAUCAUGCCUCCAUUUAUGUAUCCACCAUAUUUACCCUUCCCGGCAAAUUAUGGUCCUCAAGGGCCCUACAGGUUUCCACCACCUGGUGAAGGUCCAGCUCCAAGGUUCUCUCGGUCCCAGGUUGGUCCUGACAGCAGGCCUCAGCUUCUGUCACGAGAUGCAGGCGGAGAGGUGGUCAAGAGACCCUCCAUCCUAAAGCAGGAUGACCUCAAGGAGCUCGAUGAGUUGGACCACGAUGGAGAUGAAGGCUGGGCAGGGGCACACGAGGAGAUUGAUUACUCCGCCAAAUUGAAGUUCAGCGAUGACGAAGGAGAUGACGAGGGGGAAGAGGACGCAACAGAGAGCAAGAAUGACUCAAAUGAGCAGCAGAAAUCUCAAGAGGCCCCCUCUGCAACUUCAUGCUCUCGAGCCUCAGACAGCAGUGGAGAUAGCCGCCACAGCCCUCCCUCCAACCCCGAGGAUGGCCCACAGACUCCCUCCACCAAGCCAGGGUGGACUGAGGGGAGCCAAGGAGCAUCAUCCAACUACCAGGGGCGCAGGCAUGGACCGGGUGGUCACCGGGAGCAGCCCUCCCCUCCACCUGGGCCACUCGUCGGACAAGGGCCUCACUCCUUUUAUCGACAGGACCGUUCGCACAACCAGAGUGCAUCAUUGGGCUGCGGAAAAGGAGGCCACACCCAGCAUCAGCCAGCAGCAGGAGGCCCUACCCCUCCUCCCCAGUCUGGGUUGCUGGUCCAUGGGGUCCCAGGGGACGACGAGGACGAGACGUGGCGUCAGCGCAGGAAGCAAUCUUCCACCGAGAUCUCCGCUGCUGUGGAGCGAGCCCGUCGGCGCCGCGAGGAGGAGGAACGUCGGAUGGAGGAGGAGAGACGCGCGGCCUGCGCGGAAAAGUUGAAAAAGCUGGAUGAGAAGCAGCAGCAGCAGCAGCAAACCAGCAACGUCGGAGGAAGCGGUGGCAGCAAGACACCCAGCCUCGAUGGGAAUUCUACAGCGGCCACAGCUGGCAGUCCGAGUCCAUCUUUGUCAGCCUCUGCAUCUUCUCCCAACGUCAGCCAGCCGCCUUCACCGUGCGUAGAUCCCGAAGAGCCUCCUGUGCUGCCUAUGCAGUCGGGCACAGGUCUUGGUGUCGGCGACAGACAGCGGGCGAGCAGCAACAGUAGUUAUGACUCUAACACAGAUGUCCAGCAUUGUCCUCAGCCAGCUGUGACACAGCCACAGCCGCCGACAUUGGAAGUACCUUCACCAGUAGACAAAGAGGAGACUGCCUGCACUCCUCACAUACGAGCAGGAAGUGGAGGUGAAAGAGGGACGGAACCAGUCAAGUCUGAGAGUAUUGGAGGGGGAUCAGGCCGUCAAGCAGUCGUUCCUCCGGGUCAGGGUUACUCCAAGUACCAAAAGUCCCUCCCACCUCGUUUUCAGAGGCAGCAGCAGGAGCAGCUGUUGAAGCAGCAGCAGCAGUGGCAACAGCAGCAUAACCAGGCAUCCCAAAGCCAGAUCUCUCCCCAACCCCAAGCACCGCAGGGUCCUUCGCCAGUUUCAACACCCCAGCCAGGACCUGGACCUAAGCAGGGCGGACCACUCUAUCAACCCGGCAACUUAGUUCGGCCACUUCCAAUGAAUUUUGACCCACGGUGGAUGAUGAUGCCCUACAUGGAUCCUCGCAUGAUGCAGGGCCGCCCGCCGAUGGACUUUUACUCCACUGGCAUGCAUCCAUCAGGGCUGAUUGGGCGUGAGCGGUCUGAUUCGGGAGGAUCUGGUUCAGACCCCUUUGAUCGUCAACAACAGCAUCCAGGGCACCCUCAUCGUGGCACUCCCCCUAUUGAUCCCAAAUUGACUUGGGGGCCUGAGGUAUUUCCUGGUGGAGGAGAAGGUUGCGGCAUAAAUCCCCCUCUGAGGCAGAGGCAGACGUCAGAGGAGGAUGUGACCAAAGGGCCCAGGAGUGAUACUCCUCCACAUCGCAUACGAGAGGGUGGAUUGGGUCCCAUCAAGCAGCCCAACACAAGCUCCGGGCCGUCGAACCAGACGCCACCGCCGCCUCUUAAUACGCCGGGCAGCAGCCACCCGCCUCACCACUACAUGAGUGGGCGGGGCAACUACAACAACUUUGCUGAUCAAGGUGCAAGGAUGACACCGCACCAGCAGCAGCAGCAGCAACAACAAAGAGGUGGUGAAAGGGGAACCCACUCCCAUGGCUUCACCCAUCAAGAUGACGUCCAAGCUCGGGGAUCUCAGCCGGGCCAGCUGUGGGGGGCGCCACACCCUCACUACGAUCGCAAUGGCCGUGCAGAGCUCCCUAAUGUAGAAGGCAACUCCCACCUCCACCACCAUCAAAACCACCACCCUCAACAGCAUCACUACACUGUCCAACCCCAUAAGCUCGAGAACAGGGCAGCUGAGGGCCCUCUGAAGAAGACCAACCCUUCUCCCCCACUCCACCAGCCUUCCCUCUCGUCCUCGUGCUCCUCUUCUUCCUCUUCUGCUUCUCACAGGGAAGAUGGCAGCGUGAAGGCCUCUUUGCAUCAUCAUUCUCACAGAGAAGGUGAAUCUGGCGGCGUGCAAAAUCUUGGUGAAAGAGGUAGUAGCAGCAGUGGCGGUCAUGUAAAACAUGAUAAAGCAGGUUCUGCUUAUGCGCCACAUGCUUCCAUGACCUCUAGCCCACCUCCUGCUCAACAUGGCAGUCACCCUCAGGCCCAGCACCAUUCCCAUCCAAGGUCAAACCAAAGAGGGGUGCGGGAUCAUAAAACCGAGACGCAGUGGGGCCCUCGACCUGGCAGCACCAAUGCAGGUGGGGCUUCCUCUCAUGGCAGAAGGGCCAACAAUGCAGGAAGUGGGAACAAUUCCCGUGGCGCAGAUGAGGCUUCUCAUGCUCCAUCGGAGCACAAGCCCGCCAGCCAGGCCGGACCCAACAAAAGGGCAGGUCCAAUCAAGAAGUCAAUGACGAAAGAGAUCAAGAAAGAGGGAGAAGUUGAUGGAGGAGAGAAAUCAAGCCAUGGCUUUGUGAAGGAUAAACAGAAGGAUGGUGGCCAAGCCACCUCAGUAAAGCAGGAUGCCUCUUCUUCACAUAACACGUCAGCUCCAUCUGGCAAAGAAGAGCCUCCUGUGACAAUAAAACCCAGGAAUGGCGGCAAAGAACGGCCGCCUGGAGGAGGUGGCGGCGGGUCAGGGAGAGGACCGAAAGAGGCAGAUUCCUCCGGAUUUCCAGGAUCCUCGUCUCGGAGGGACAGAGACCGUUCCUUUGAGAGAAGAGCCAGUCAUUCCCAUAAUCACGGAGUCUCCAACAAAGCCACCAGAGGCAGUCGUGGUCGAGGUGGAGAGUUUUACGGCCGCGGUCGUGGUUAUAGGGGUACCUACACAGCCAAUGCUGGUCCUGGUGUUGCCAACCGCGGCAGAAUGGCCGGCAGGAGUGGCAGAGACUAUCGCACAGCCGUCGCUGUUGGCCACCAUCACGAUUCAAAGGGCGAGGGCCCCGGUGGUCGGCAUGGUCAAGACCGGCCCCGUCACAACCCAGCCAGGGCCAGGAAUCGAAGCGAGACGCGCAGCGAGGGCUCAGAGUAUGAGGAAAUCCCCAAGAGGAGAAGGGAGAGGGGCUCAGAGACGGGCAGUGAGAGUGCGGCAAGUGACCUUGGUCAGUCGGACAAGGAUGACACCCACAAAACCAACCCCAAGAAUGGCAUAGACAAUACCAACACCACUACCGGCGGCAAUGUUUCCACUGCACCGCCAAGAGGGUCACAGGCUCGGGUUUUCACCCCCAGGGGGGUGCCGUCAAGGAGGGGCAGAGGCGGUGGUGGCGGGGGAGGGAGCAUCUACAGGAAUAGUGGCAAUGCUGGAGGAACAGCUGGGGGACACAGAGGGGCCACCAGUUCGGCCUCUCACGGGGGCCCCUCAAGGCAGCCAAACUCUGCACGAAGGCAGCAAGCCCCGACACAAACCUCGGGACACAAGGACUUGGGCAGGGUAGGGCCCCCUUUGGAGAAGAAGGAGAAGACGGCCGAUGGAAAUCAAGCUCAAAGUCAUGGAUCCAAUCCACCCCAGACUUCUCUGUUGGCUGCGGCGCCUACCACUCAAGCAUCCACUGAUAACGGAGCCGUUCCAACACAACAAGCUUCAACCAACCCGGCGUCAAUCACUGGAACGCCAAAUUCAGUUCCUCCUCCCGCAAACCGCGGGUUCCCUCCCGGUGGAUUCGAGCGACCCAAGCGUCGUCGUCACAUGCGCUCCCAGCAUCAGCAAGACAAGCCGCCGCGCUUCCGGAGGCUGAAGGAGCGAGAGAAUGCGGCGCGGAUCAACGGCGGAGUGGGAGUGAUUGGGGGAGGAAGGCCCUCCUCCCCUUCCGUAAACUCGGUUCAGGACAGUAACGGAACCGCUGUCACGACCACGCUGAUCAAUAAUGCCCAGAACGCCAACCACAACGCCGCGCUUACAGCUAACAACAACAGUGGCGGCGGGCACCCCGGCAACUCAAACAGCCACCACCAUCAGCACUUCAAUCAGGGCGGCACAGGCCCCGCCCACCCCCAGCAUCACCACAGCCACGGAGCCAAGUCCCCGGACUUCACCAACCAGAACUCAGACCAGGCCAACGAGGAGUGGGAGACGGCCUCCGAGAGCAGCGACUUCACCGAGUUCCGAGACAAAGAGGGAGGAGGGAAGCCGUAUUCUUCUCACCAUCACCACCACUUCGGGAAGGGAGGUGGUGGAGGUGGAGGUGCAGUCGAGCGAGAGAUGGCAGGGAAGGAGCCUCAAGCUAAUAAAAGAAGCUUUUCAAGCCAACGUCCCGGCAUGGAAAGGCAAAACCGGAGGGUGAACGUCGGAGGAGGCGGAGGCAGAGGCCCUCGAGGUCCACCCGGCGGUGGCUCCGGCGGGACGGGAAACGGAGGCGGCAACCGUGGAGAAAAGCGGGGCAACUGGCCCUCCCCCAAAAAUAGGAAGUGAUUGGAAUAUUUCAAAAACAUUUCGGCUGAACUGCACUCACUUUCAACCCCACCUCUUCUGUUUUUAAACCCUGUCUUGAUUAUUACAUGUUUGCAUCCCUAAACAUAUUUGUGCAUUGUACAGUAUAGGGAGACGGAAUUCCCACAUUGACCCCAGUCACCUUUUCUCCCCUUCUGCAUCAGUCCGCUGUCGACCGUCCUUUCUUGUACACUUUCUCUGUUGGGUUUUGUCUUACUUUCUAUUGAACCUGUCCUCUUUACCUUCAAAAAAAAAAAAAAAAAAAGAGGGGGGAAAAAAAUCUUACCCCAUGUGGCUCCAAUACUCAUGUCGUGCUACAAUGAAAAUGCACAUUGUUUUAAAUUGGGGGAAUUCACACAGCUACACAUCCGAGCACAAAAUGACAUCAUCAAACCUGUAGAAACCUGUGUUACGUCAUGUGGAUGUGAAAUGAUUGUGGGAUAGAAUUGGCAAAACAUUCAAUUGGGCGAACUUUUAUAAUCAUGUACCUUGUGUAUACUUCGACCACACUUUGGCCUUUGGUGGUGUACAGCAGUCCAGUUCUGCACGGCUUCCAAAGGGGAGAAGUGCAGCUUCAGCCUAACAAGAACAGUACCAGUGUAUCAUACAAAUAUCUUAUUCUAGUCUUUGUUUUCAGGAGAGUUGUGUCAAUUCGAUUUAAACCACCCAAGAGAUGUUAAGUGUGAGAGUGAGUGUUUUUUUUUUUUUUUUUUUAAACAGGGUGGAUCGUUAAACAGCCCUCUCAAUCUCUUAUUUUACAUUUUCUGUGGCUCCCGGGUAUGAAUUUUUCAAUUUUCUGCAAAGUAUGUCAUAACUUUGAUAGGACCCAUGUACUACUGUUCCACGUCACUAGUUUGGUCUUUUUAUAUCAUCAUCCUGUUGCUUGUGUAGACGCUGUUUUUUUUUUUUCCCCGGCUUGAAUGCUUUCAUGUCAACCUGCUUUAAAAUUUCAUAUCGUUUGACCGUUUUGUUUUUAAAGAAAAUAAAGGCUUUGUCAGCCUCACCGUAGCAUCCUUGUCACCUGCAGGAUUUCUGCACACUGCAAAAUACUCCCUGAUGGACAUUAGCGGUCCUCUUUCGUUCCAAGAUUUGGUUAAUCCGACUCUGUUUAUUACUUGAUGACUUUUAUUUUCAAAGCUCUCUCCUCCGAGAUUUCCAUUUUUCUAUGGAAGAAUUGUCUUUUCCUUUUCAAGUUUGACGUCUGUUCUAUUGAGGAGGAAUCCAGUUAAAGGAAAAAAAAAAGCUCAUGAGGGGACCUCUUUUCACAAAUUGUCAAUUGGUUAAAUUAUAAAUGCUUCGGUAGGCCUUUAUGUUCUAACAAGCACUCCUUUUAAGUACAUUGGGAUAAAAAAAAAACUUGGUUGCUGUUUUCCUUUUAUUUUUAUUUUAUUUUUUUCAUGUAAUAGAGCAAGUUAUAUGUGAUACAACAAAGACAGGUGCUCUGUCUGGGCCCAGAGUACGAAGAUAUAGGUCGAGUAUUACAUUUCCUCUGCUGUCGUGCAUGUUGUGAUGCACCCUGCGCUAUUACCAUUGGGACUUUUCACUGCAACAAAGACUAGCCGAAGUUGCUUAUCUGACGGGAGGGCUUUUUUUUUUCAAAGUAUGUACUCUCAGGAUGGCUGUUCAGCACGGUGAUGGGGGGUGGGGAGGGGGGCUCAGCCAUCCGAGUCACCUGUCACGGAUCACAAGAAUUCAACGAACCAGGCUGGAUUUGUUCAGGAAAUAUUGGAUUUGGAACACUUGUAGUCCACGCGGUAGACAAACCUGCAGUUUGGAGACGGGUGAACUUAAUUCCUCUGCAUCAAUUCAACUGCUGUAAGUUGGGGUUUUUUGUUUGUUUACUGACAGUUAACAGUUCAACGGGGAUGUUGCGAGUAGGGCAUUUGGUGAUUUGUGAGUGUGCGCGACUUGUGUGACGUGUUUGGUAUGUAUGCGUUUUCUGGUAUCUCUAUUGUAACGGGAACGGCGAGGACCAGAGGGUUAUGUCAAGCACUUUCUGCCUUGUCUCCCCCCCCCCACACACACACACACACACACACACACUUGAUUGAAACAAUGUUAUCAAAGCUGCUGCUUUACAGAAGGAAAAAAAAAAUACAUCCAUGGUGAUGCAUUCAGCUCUGCCUAAAUACAGUACAUCUAAAUAAUGAACAUGCAGCGGGGAGAAUCGCCGUUUUCGUGUUGAAUACAGUACAGUACAUAAGCGGGCAAGCGAUGAAUCUUCUUUCCACGAGAACUUAAGAGCAUGAAUACACAACCCAUGUGUGCGGCUUGCCUGGCCUGUCACUGGUUUUUCUGCAUCGCUAGCUGUACUAUGAAGACUGACUCAAGAGUCCUUCAUCCCUCCUUAACUCUUUGAUAUUGAUGUGCACAUUAUUGUAUGUACCCACGCUUAAAGAAAACAAAAGUAGUGUAUGGAAAUUACUCAAAAGAUUGUACUGUUUCGAGCAUUACCAAGGUACCUGCAGUGGUCCAUUAUGUUUUAGAAGUUAUGGUUUUAUUAACGGAGCCGUAAUAUAUGCACAUGUAUGUAUAUUGGUAUGUUUAAGUUUUGUCAACCCCAACUUACAUUCCCACCAACAAAUGUUGCCAUUUUUAGUUCAAGGGAGCAAUGUACAAGCAGAGAAGUGUCUUAUUAUAAUAAAGUUAUACAGAGAAGGCAAAGUAAAAUAAACUACUUUUGAUUGAAUGGAAA
Molecule: messenger RNA, 8704 nt
Organism: Hippocampus comes (tiger tail seahorse)
Lineage: Eukaryota; Metazoa; Chordata; Actinopteri; Syngnathiformes; Syngnathidae
Gene: prrc2a
Product: proline-rich coiled-coil 2A
Exons: 17
Coding region: 199-5991 (1930 amino acids)
Biological process (GO): cell differentiation
Source: RefSeq, a predicted model, not a curated record